This is a messenger RNA of Oikopleura dioica, 570 nucleotides long. The record is from the annotation of a GenBank genome assembly. Lineage: Eukaryota; Metazoa; Chordata; Appendicularia; Copelata; Oikopleuridae.
AUGUCGGUUUUUGAAUACGGACGAGUCCAGGAAGCAUGGAAAGAUAAGGACGGCAUUGAGCGAACUGCGUCUGAGCUCCUUGAACCAGAACAUAUCGGCAACAAAGAGUACCUAAUGAGAGUCGAUAUGCGAACAGACGCAUUUAUGAAAGGGAGAAUUGCAUUUGGACCGAAAGGAGUUAAGAAACCCGCGUCAGUUGGAGAAGACCAACUGGUGAUCUUCUUUGAGCCUACAAGUUUUCUGGAGGCUAUUAUUGAUGGAAAUAAAUUGAAGCUGUCCGGAAACAACAUGGAAGCUCUCAUUAUUAAGCCAGGGCGGACGUACGCACUCAAAAACCCAGCGAAAGAGAUCAAGUAUUUCGACUUCACUUUGCUGAAUGGUCCCUUUGGCGAUAUCAAUGAAGAGUCAAACGGGGAAAUCUCCCUUACCGAACAUACAGAAUACGAUCCUGAAGCUACCGAAGAAGCCACCCAAGGUUAUACUUUGAUGACAACCGAUGGAUCUGAGAAAACUGGUGUAACAGAAGGAACUACGCGUGUCUCUUCCGACGAAUUUUCUGAAGAAGAAUGA